This is a messenger RNA of Musca domestica (house fly), 3163 nucleotides long. It is a transcript of the gene sktl, whose product is annotated as phosphatidylinositol 4-phosphate 5-kinase type-1 alpha. NCBI's taxonomy places the organism in Eukaryota, Metazoa, Arthropoda, Insecta, Diptera, Muscidae. Bases 187 to 2448 code for a protein of 753 amino acids. The record is from RefSeq and is a predicted model, not a curated record. Gene Ontology annotation, biological process: phosphatidylinositol metabolic process. Gene Ontology annotation, molecular function: phosphatidylinositol kinase activity. The transcript has 2 exons.
GCUUUGGUGGCUGGCCGGAUAAUUUGACCUUUAAUUUUUCCGUUGAAUAUUUCCGAAGGAAAAUCAUUGUGGAAGUUCAAAAAAUCUGGUGGUUGCGGCCCGGAAUAAUAACUACAUUUUGUUUUAAACAUACAAAAAAUUCUGUGUGUGUGUGGAUUGUAAAAAUACCAACUUGUACCUUAAAAUAUGGACACAAAUUAUGGUGUUACCUAUGCCGUGGAAUUGGCACCACUAAAGCCAACGGAUAACACAAAUGAUAACUCCAACAACAACCAGCAGCAGGGAGAAGAUGAGACCACUGCAGCCAAUUCCCCACCCACAACACCCAAGACAAAUACAACAACGACCAGAUAUCUAACAACUGCCAAUUCAACAGUGAUCAAACCCUUACCCGCUUCGGACAAUGAAGAAAGUCCUCGCACACCAUCACCCAGUAAUUCUCAAAAUCCUCGACCCUCCACCUCUCGACAAUUGUUUAGGGAAGCAGCCAGUGCCCAUGGAGGUCAAGAGACCAACUCAUUGCUACAACACGAAAUCGCUCAGCAACAGAAAUUCAAAAGUGCAGCCUCUACGCUGGACAAGAGCAUAUCCCGCAAUCCAUCCACAGUGGCAAAACACGAAAAGAAAAUUGGCCAUCGUCGUGUUGAUGAGGAGGGUGAAGUUACUUACAAGAAGAUCCAAAGUAAACAGAUUAUGGGUUCCAUUCAGCUGGGCAUACAACAUACCGUUGGUAGUUUGGCCUCCAAGCCUAAACGUGAUUUGCUUAUGAAUGAUUUCUUUGAAAUGGAAACGAUUUCCUUCCCACCCGAUGGCUCGUCCAUAACACCGGCCCAUCACUACAGUGAAUUCCGUUUCAAGGUAUUUGCUCCCAUUGCCUUUCGUUACUUCAGGGAUUUGUUUGGCAUUGCUCCCGAUGAUUUCCUAAUGUCCAUGUGUGCAGCCCCACUGCGUCAACUCUCGAAUCCCGGUGCCUCUGGCUCCAUAUUUUACCUAACCGACGAUGAUGAAUUCAUUAUCAAGACUGUACAGAAAAAGGAAUGUGAAUUUUUACAGAAACUUUUGCCCGGCUACUAUAUGAACCUUUCUCAAAAUCCUCGAACCCUGCUGCCGAAAUUCUUUGGCCUCUAUUGUUUCCACUACAACACAAAAAAUGUUCGCCUCGUGGCCAUGAACAAUCUUCUGCCCUCCGAUAUUAAAAUGCAUGCCAAGUAUGACUUGAAAGGCUCUACAUUCCGUCGUAAAGCUUCAAAGGCAGAACGGCAAAAAGAAAGUCCCACCUAUAAGGAUUUAGAUUUCAUGGAACAUCAUCCGAAUGGUAUAUUUCUCGAAACAGAUAAAUAUAAUGCAUUGAUGAAGACCAUACAAAGGGAUUGUAUGGUUCUGGAAAGUUUCCAAAUUAUGGAUUAUUCCUUAUUGGUGGGUAUUCACAAUUUGGAUCUAGCAGCAAAGGAGAAACGCGAAGAGCGCAUACGAAAUGCUAGGGCUAAAUUGCAGAAAACCGAUGAAAUUCGUGAGGCCGAUGAUGCGGAAAAUGAGGGUGCAGCUGCAGCGGCUGGUACCGCUUUGAAUCGUUCACGCAGCAUGAAUCGUCAACGCUUGGUGGCCCUAUCGACAGCCAUGGAAUCGAUAACAGCCGAUGAUACACCCUUUGAGGAGGAUGAGGAUGUGCCGGCCGGCGGUAUACCUGCCCGCUCGGAAGACGAUGAACGUCUCAUAUUAUACAUUGGUAUAAUUGAUAUUCUGCAAUCGUAUCGCUUGGAAAAGAAACUCGAACACACCUUCAAGGCCAUUAUCUAUAACGGUGACACUGUAUCUGUGUGUCGUCCAUCAUUUUAUGCCCAACGUUUCCAAAACUUCAUGGGUAAAACUGUAUUUAAGAAAACGCCUACAUUUCCACUGAGACAAUCGAAGAGGAAAACUUCUACGGCUGCAGUGCGUACACCACAAAGAACACCUUCACAAAGUGCAGCCAGUGGGGUAACGGCCGCAGCCAUGAGACACCCUCAUUUUAUGUCGGGCUCCUCAACACCACCACCAGCAUUUGAUGAAAUAUCCGAAGAAGAUAUAAUUGCUGCAUCGGGUUCAAGAGGCGGAGGCAUUGGAUCGUCAGGGCAUUUGAGGCAUAUACCUCCACCUCAAUCCUAUAUGUCAUCGCAACGCAGUACUGUGGGUAGUACUACCGACGACUACAGUGAUGAUGAUGUAGCCUCGACAGCGGGUAGCAACAGAUCAUCGCUGCCACGACGCCGGCCGCAAUAUUUAACAAAGACUAGCGUCGAAAUAACAUCAAUUGGUUGUGUAGAUAAUCACCAACAACCCGAUCAUAAGCAAUCUGAUGAGGGUAUUGAGCAAGAUGUUGAGGGCAAAAAGGUGGUUAGUGCUGUCAUACAAACUACGCAGGAAAAGAAAUACACAUCCACCCUUAUUGUUAAUGAAGUUGUAAGAUGAUGUGCUGCCGCGCCGGGUAGAUUGUAAGACAAAAUGGAAUUUAAGUGUAAAUUGUAGCGAUUUGCUUAGUACCACCACCGUCCGCCGCCAUAGCAAUUAAUACAAAAUUUGCUCAACAUCUCUACAACUACUUCUGUGGCCAAUUGAAGUUUGAGCCGGUGGUGUCUCGGCAAAGGGGUUUCAAGUAAAAAUCAAAGAAGUGCUCUUCAAUAUGUAGAACCAGAAUUCUAUGGCAACAACCACAGCAUAGCUUUAGUACUGCGUAAUAAUUCACAACUACUACUUCCACCACUGCAACCAUGUUAUCCAGCAAACUAUUACAAAACAACUAUAAUUAUUAGAAACUAACUUUACAAGGACGUAAAAUUUUUAUGUUUAUAUCAAUAUUAUUCCUCUCGUCCUCUUCUUCCUUCUAUUUUUUAUUAUUAUCAUAUCUAUAUAUAUUCUUUGUAUUAUUUAUUCUAUGUUUAUUUUUCUGUAUGUACUCUACGUAUCCCCCCGAUGAUGAAUAAUGAGCCAAGCGGAAGAAGAAAGGAAGGAUGAUGUAGUAGCAUACAUUUGUUUUUCUGUAUUAUGUACUAGUUUUCAUUCACUUUCAAUUUAAAGCAAAACAAAAUAUUAUGAUUUGUUAAAUAUUAAACCUUUUUAUAUAAACAUCUGUCUGUCUAUUAAAAAAAAUGCAAACCGCUCUGCAGUAUUUUUUGCUUAAUUUAAA